AAUGGCCACCCUUGCGAAUGCAGGGUAGCGUGCUAACAAUUUAGCCAUAGCUAGCUUCAAGUUUUGUUACUCAGAGCUUAGCUAUGUUAGCUAGCCAACGUUACUUGUCUGGAAUGCUCCGACAUGUAUGUAUAGCAACUCUGCAAUAAAAGUACAUUUUGUCCACGGGACAUAAACGGCAACGCUAUAGCUUUAGCUAACCGUAGCUAGCUAACGUUAGGCCUACAUGCACAUGGGGUUGCGAUUAGUGGGGAUGAAUGGAGCGCUUGUCAGUUCACUCUAGUCGAAUUGUCAGCUUUACACGCCAGGAAAUGUCUCAUUUGAGCCGUAAUGAGAUAUUAUCAGUAAUACAAGGCUGGGCUUUAGUUCUCCACAACGGUUACAUGAGUAGAUAGUCCUUUAUUCACGUGGGCUAGCUAUUUCCUUGCAAAUAGACUAGCCUAGCAAACGUUACUGGCUUGCAAGUUGGAGUGACAUUCCAUGUGACCUGUCUAGCUAGCUCAUUAAUUAAUAUAUGGAAGGGUGUUGGAUCUGGUUAGCCAAGAAUAACAAUUAGGAAUUGCUAGCAAAACCACUGAAAUAAGGGCAGAGACCAGUGACAAUGAGCCACCUGAUCAAGUAUAACCUUGGAUCAGGUUGAAUGGGUGGAGGAGCUAGACUAGCUUGGCCACCUGAUGAUGAAUGUACUCGAUAUAUUGUAUUGAAUGUAACCAAACAAUAUGAUCUAUCUUCGUUAGCUAGUCAAUGCUUAAAUUAAACGUGCAUGCUUUUUCUGUUUCUCCUGAUGCAACAGACCCGGAGAGACUGCUUUCUAAACAGCAAAUUAUUCAGUUUUGCAUCCAAAAUGAAACCAGCAACAGCAAAGUGGUUUGACAGAAGGGACUCAGUGUUCAUUGAGUUCCUGGUAGAAGACAGCAAAGAUCUUAAAGUAAAGUUUGAAAAAUCAAAACUUGAUUUUUGUUGUGUUGGCGGGAUUGAAAACCUCAAACACCAAAAUGAAUUGGACCUUUUCGAUUCAAUUGACCCCAAUGAGUCCAAGCACAAACGUACAGACAGGUCUGUGUUGUGUUGUCUAAAGAAAGCAAAGGCGGGUAUUGCAUGGCCACGGUUAACGAAGGACAAGGCAAAGUUUCAAUGGCUGGGUGUCGACUUCAACAACUGGAAAGACUGGGAAGAUGAUUCUGAUGAGGAUCUGUCCAGUUUCGACAAAUUCUCAGAGAUGAUGAACACGAUGGGAGGAGAAGACGGUAUGCCAGAUCUGGGCAUGGGUGGUAUAGAAGGUCUAAAAGAGCACGACAGUGAUGAUGAAAAGAUGCCAGACUUGGAGUAAUGGGAGCAUUAAAGGAUGUUUUGUAACCGAUGAAAACAAGGAAGUAAAGCCUCCAAAGGUCGGUUGAAGAGAAAAAUUAGAGAUGAGUUAUUGGUAGCCGUAUUUGAAAGGAGGAAACGUCACCAGUUUUCCAAACACAUCACAGGAAACUCGCUGACGAAAGACUGUCUGUCGUAACAUAACACCAGAGCAUUCUUUAGCCACUGUCCUAGUGUGGUGCUGUUCUAAUUCUGCAUGGAAAAUUCAGUUGUUUCCAUGAUGUGUUGUUGUGGGGUUUAGUUCUAUCAUCCUUUAACUUAACCAGGGGCCACGUUGUGGAACAUUCAGAUUGAAAUACGUAAUGUAGAUCACACACGCCUCUGACAUGUAGAGUUAUGGAAUCAUGUCGGUUCUAUUCAUGCUAUUUCUAUCUGCAACGUUUGACAAUGUUUGCCUGCUGAAUGUGGCCCUGCUCUGAUGGGAUAAUAUCUUAGUUACACCCCACCUCUCCCUUUUUUAUUUAAUAAUGUCUGUGAGGUUACGUAUUACAUUUAGACAUAUUUGUGAAUUGUAAAUUAGGGGGAAAAAAUAGGUUUCAAAACAACCGUCUAUUUUCAAUAAAGUAGUUUCUUUUUUAAAUUAAAAAUGUCCCAUUUUACUGUUCAUACUGUUAAUUUUGUUUCAGUUUUAAUUUUUGUUAUGUAUCUAUAGUUUUAACUCCAAGCAAAUAUUAUCUCAGUGUACAUUAAUGUGCAAAUAUUACAGGUAAUAGUUCAUUCAUUGAUUUUAAAUAUUGAGGUAUUUAAAUGAAUAUGCAUGUUAACCUUAUUUUACAGUAUAACUUAAGUUGUACGUUAUAAUGAUACAACCUUUCCGUGCAAUCGCAUUUUGCGAGGAUGUUUUUUCUUUAGUAUAUAUCAAUGUAAAUAGCGAACAUUUUCAAAGGAUAUACCGGUAGUUUAUUUCUACGUUUUGGACAUUUUGUAUCAAACAAAAGCGUUGGAGCAGAUGUCAAAAAUAUUAUUUAUUCUAUUUUCAAAAGGGUGCAGAAACAUAACAAAAACAUAACUUGUCAAUAAAUUACCUAAUUUAAUUUGCAAGUGUUAAAGCAAAUGCACUACUAUGUUUCGGCAACUUUUCUUUUUUUUUUGCAGAUCAGGUUAAAUAAAUUUCAGUUUGUUAAAUGCAGUGGGAAUUUUUGUUUCCGUAUUUCUAAUAAACUAAGUUGAUGUUU
Molecule: messenger RNA, 2543 nt
Organism: Oncorhynchus nerka (sockeye salmon)
Lineage: Eukaryota; Metazoa; Chordata; Actinopteri; Salmoniformes; Salmonidae
Product: prostaglandin E synthase 3-like
Exons: 8
Coding region: 764-1330 (188 amino acids)
Biological process (GO): telomerase holoenzyme complex assembly; telomere maintenance via telomerase; prostaglandin biosynthetic process
Cellular component (GO): cytosol; nucleus
Molecular function (GO): protein-folding chaperone binding; prostaglandin-E synthase activity; Hsp90 protein binding
Source: RefSeq, a predicted model, not a curated record